Molecule: messenger RNA, 318 nt
Organism: Plasmodium vinckei vinckei
Lineage: Eukaryota; Apicomplexa; Aconoidasida; Haemosporida; Plasmodiidae
Product: 40S ribosomal protein S25, putative
Exons: 3
Coding region: 1-318 (105 amino acids)
Cellular component (GO): cytosolic small ribosomal subunit
Molecular function (GO): structural constituent of ribosome
Source: RefSeq, a predicted model, not a curated record
AUGCCUCCUAAAGAAAGAAAGACGAAAGAGCAGAUUGCCGCAGCAGCAGCAGCAUCAGGAAGAAGCAAAAAAAAGAAAUGGGGUAAGGGAAAAAAUAAGGAAAAAUUAAAUCACGCUGUUUUUAUUGAUAAAUCUUUACAAUCCAAAAUUUUGGAAGUUCAAAACAUGAAAGUUAUUACCCCCUCAACUAUAUCGGAUAAAUAUAAAGUCAACUUAAGUGUCGCUAGAUCCGUUAUUAAAUAUUUAGCUGAAAAAAAUUUAAUUAAGGAAGUUUGCAUUCAAAGCCACUGCCAAAAAUUAUAUACAAAAGUUGCUUGA